CCGGAAUCAAAAUUUUCGGGGUUCUGGUGAGGAUUGUUUCGGCUCUGGUGGAGCAUUUCGGUGCUUUGAAUGCGGCCCGAAAGUUGUAUGAGUGAGUCCAACUUUUUGCCAACGGAAUCUGUUCUCGCUGAGAAUUGAUCGAGACGGAUGCUUUUUUCUGUCAUGCACGCGACACUCCGGUUCCAUGACACGACGCCUCAAGGCCGACUGCUGAACCGCUUCGGGAGAGAUGCGGAGAUCGUUGACAACGAAAUCGCAUGGAAAGUAGGCGCGCUCAACUCUGCCGUCGGGGGUCUACUCGUUUCUGUUCUCACUGUGAUGUGCGUGCCCCUUGGGUCUCGUGCCCAGAUGGCUCUAA
This is a messenger RNA of Mycena citricolor, 358 nucleotides long. The record is from the annotation of a GenBank genome assembly. Lineage: Eukaryota; Fungi; Basidiomycota; Agaricomycetes; Agaricales; Mycenaceae.